UUUUCCCGCUGAGAUCAUCUUGAGCUUCUACCACGUCCUACCUCUACAACACACACACUCCAGCUAUCACGUUGAUGUCCUUUGCACUACUACGAUUGAGAACAGCAUUCGCAAUCUCAAAUAAAGCUUCAGUAUCAAUCUCAGCGACAAUUCUCUACGGAACUAGAACCAUGUCGACAGGAAACAAAAACCCCAUCACAGAAUGGGUAUCUCGCGACUCCAAGACCGGCGAAUUCAAGCGCGGGGUAUCGCAAUUCCGGAGCUUCAUUUCCAGCGAGCCUGGUGCAGAGUUUCCGCCCGAGAAGGGACGGUAUCAUCUUUAUGUUUCGUAUGCUUGUCCAUGGGCGCAUCGAACAUUGAUUACGCGCAAACUCAAGGGAUUGGAGGACAUCAUUUCUGUGACUGCUGUGCAUUGGCAUAUGGCUGAGAAGGGAUGGCGAUUCGUUACCCCAGGCGAAAACGUUCCCGGCGAGAAUGUCCGUCCAGACCCUAUUCAUCCUGGGUUCACGCAUCUGCGCGAUAUCUACUUUGACGUAGAUCCCGAGUAUACAGGACGUUUCACCGUGCCGACAUUAUUCGACACCAAGACAAAGCGCAUUGUCUCCAACGAGAGCUCAGAAAUAAUCCGUAUGUUCUACCACGAAUUCGACUCCCUCCUCCCCGAACAAUACGCCAAAAUCGACCUCUUCCCGGAAUCUCUCCGCGCCGAAAUCGAAUCCUCCAACGACUGGAUCUACAACGACAUCAACAAUGGAGUGUACAAAUCCGGAUUCGCAACCACACAAGAAGCAUACGAAAAAGCCGUACGCACACUCUUCGCUGCUCUCGACAAAGUCGAGGCCCAUCUCGCCAGUCGCCAGGCCAGUGGUAAAGAGUACAUGUACGGCGAUCACAUCAGCGAAUCAGACAUCAGACUCUAUACCACAAUCAUCCGCUUCGAUGCCGUGUAUGUGCAACAUUUCAAGACAAAUCUGCGCGAUAUCAGAUCUGGAUACCCCGCUAUCCACAGAUGGGUGCGACAUUUGUAUUGGGAUAUCCCGGCCUUUGGCGAAACGACGCAGUUUGAGCAUAUUAAGAAACAUUAUACAAAGUCGCAUGGACAGAUUAAUCCGUUUGGGAUUACGCCGGUGGGACCUAUACCGGAUGUUCUGCCGAAGGGGGAGGAGGUUGCUGCUGUUAAACUUUGAUCUGUCUUUGGUUUCACUGAUGAACAUCUAAUAUGAUUAAUAUGACAGCUAUAUGUACGUAAUUGAAUUGAAUUGGAUGAUUUGUAUCAAGUCUACC
Talaromyces stipitatus ATCC 10500 is the source of this 1284-nucleotide messenger RNA. RefSeq names its product cell wall biogenesis protein/glutathione transferase (Gto1), putative. NCBI's taxonomy places the organism in Eukaryota, Fungi, Ascomycota, Eurotiomycetes, Eurotiales, Trichocomaceae. Gene Ontology annotation, molecular function: glutathione transferase activity. The transcript is spliced from 5 exons. Gene Ontology annotation, cellular component: cytoplasm. The coding region runs from base 75 to 1187 and encodes 370 amino acids. The record is from RefSeq and is a predicted model, not a curated record.